AUGAAGAGCACUGCUAUGUCUACUGUGCAGGUCGUUGCAAUGUGUGCUUCACAAGCAAUUGAGUAUUCUGUCAAUAGCCACUAUGUAAUCAGGUUUAUAAACUGCAUUUUAUGGGCUAUUCAAUGUUGCCUUUCUAUCUUGCAAGGUUUCGCAUUUAUAAGCAGCUGUACUUUUCUCAGGGCACGAAGCCAUACAAAAAGAUGCGCUCAUGAACCAAUUGAUCGUAGCAUAAUAAAUAUCUUUCAGGGAAUGAGUAUUGCGUUUAUCUGCGAUGGAAACCGGAGGUAUAUGAAGAAGCAAGGGCUUGGAGAUCCAUUUGAGAGAGAUGAUGGGCUGGACAAGAUUUAUGAACUCAUUCAAUUUGCAUACACCUAUGAUAUUCGAGAAGUUUCUUUCUUUUGCUUUGCAAUCAAGAACUUCAAGAGAAAGAGCAGUGAAGUAGAUGGAAUCAUGAACAUCAUAAGAGACAAGUUCAAAUCCCCAGAGGAAAAAAACAUACGAAUCAAGGCAAAAAUAAUGGUUUAUGGAAGACUUGAUCUUGUUAAGGAGGACAUAAGAGAUAAGCUUAUUCUCAUACAGAAUGAAACACAGUUUAAUCAAGAUAUACUUGUCAACAUUUUCUUUGCAUAUUCUGCAGAGGACGAAAUCAUUCAGGGUAUCAAAUUCAAUAAUAAUGUUGAUCUUCUCAUCAGAACAGGCAAUGAAAAAAGGCUUAGCGACUUUAUGAUUCGUCAGGUUGCACAGGGUACUUCUGUUUUCUUUGCAAAGCCAUUAUGGCCAGAAAUAUCCUCUACGCAUCUCUUUCUUAUACUUCUGAAACAUAAGCUAGAAGAUAGAUAUUUAUUAUGA
This is a messenger RNA of Ordospora pajunii, 849 nucleotides long. RefSeq names its product putative undecaprenyl diphosphate synthase. The transcript has a single exon. Gene Ontology annotation, biological process: polyprenol biosynthetic process. The record is from RefSeq and is a predicted model, not a curated record. The coding region runs from base 1 to 849 and encodes 282 amino acids. Lineage: Eukaryota; Fungi; Microsporidia; Ordosporidae.